ACCCCCGGCCCCGCGAAAAAAGUCACCACAAGCUGUCCAUCUUGGACAAGUCGCUCGUUUAACCCUCGUCGCUCGUUGAUCACAGCCACAUCGCGCACCCAACGCCUUCCAACAACUUCCAACAACUGUCACUGGGCUGCCUGGCUGCAGGCACCACCACACACGCCAUGACUAACCACAUUGGCGGGCCUUCACUCUCUCAGGCCCGCAAAACCCAGAACAUCAACCAUUCCCAUACAGGCUCCAGCGCUGGGCACAACCACCGCCAUUUGCACCACCAACACAACCAACAACGCCAGCUCCAUCCGGAAGAGGAACUUGAUCAAACUCCUCACCAACACCAACACCACAACCACAACCACAACCACGCUCGCUACCACCACCAAUCCUCCAAACAACAACAACCUGAAGACAGCGACAACACCACCCUCCAAAACCACAACCAUCUCGACAUUCGUUCACCACUAGACACCCCCACCCAACAAACCGAACCAGGACUACUAAAUGCACGUUCAGUGUUAGUGGUCCAGACUGUGUCCGUCAUCAAGAUCAUAGAUGACGCCGGCGCUCUCGUCCACUUCUCGACUCUGGCAUCCGAACCUGUUACGCAGUCACCCGACCCUGUGGCCGCGCGAACUGCCGAAAUCACUGACCUGGGUAGCUCGUUGCCCACCCUGCCUGUCACAGUUCCGGGACUUGGCGAUGGGACACCGUCGCCAACUGCCUCCGUCGACACGGAGUCGUCUAUAACGUCCGCUUCUCUGUCUCUGUCCUCCGGCGUGGCUGCGCCGGGGGCCUUGACGUCCGCUCCUUUCAACAGCUCGUCCGUAUCUUACCAUGACGGCGCCUCGAGCUUCCCCACACUAUCGUUAUCCUCCGGUCUUUUCAACUCUUCUUCAACUCGCAUCCCAUCGUUUUAUGCCAACGGCACUCAUGUGUCCCAUUCCUUGUUCGCAAACACCACCCGAACAUCGACCUUCGCAAGUUCGACAUCCACCUUCGCUUCUUCCACCAAAAGCCGAGCUUCAACCACUCGAUUCACAUCCACUUCGUCAGGUGUGCCGACUCUCGUAGCAGGUGGAACCGGAGGAGGCAACAGCGGCGAUGCGGGCGCCGGUGGCGAAUCCGCAAGCCCCGCCGGAACGACCGACUCCCCGCAUGUCGACCCCGGCAACACGGACGACAACUCCAGCGGACUUACGCCCACCGCUCAGCGAUCCAUCAUCGGAGGUGUCGUGGGCGGGGCGGCCGGCAUGGCCCUUGUUGCGUUCCUGUUAUUGUUCCUUCUUAAAUGGAAGCGAAAUGGCGGCGGCAACAUCCGGUUGCUGGGCGAAGGUGGAAGCCUGGCGGCUGCAGCCCGGAAACGGGGCGGGCAUGAGCAGGGAGGAGGAGCUCUGGAAGGAGGAGGCGGCAAUGGUGGAGGUGGUGGAGGAAAUGGAGGAGGAGGAGAAGGAAUGACGGAAAGAGGCCUUCCAUAUGCAGUCCCGUCUGCUCUUGUCAGCCUCACGGCGGCCAAGCGAUUCUCGACUGCGUCAGCCGAGCCCCCGGUUGCAGAACGGGGUUUUUACCGGGUAUCAGGCAAGAAGCUGAUAUCCGUCCUAGAAUCCGGGGGAGAUGGAUACAGCGACCCGGAUCCGCACGAGAGCGUGUACUAUCGGGAUUCAAUGGCGUUUACCGACGGGACGACGGGCGCCCUUGGUCUCGGUGGAGAGCGACUCAAACUUGGGUCUCCGAUGCGACCCAUAAGCGGCGUUCCCGUCUUUAGGUCAGGACCGGGGAAGACCGCGAUUGUUCAGCAGGAUGGAGGAUCACCAGGAGUAGGAGGAUUGAGCCCCUUUUCAGAUGACACGCGCCCGGUAACGCCGGCGUCGCCGAUCGGUAGCCAUGGACCUCCAAGUCCGCCCGCACGUGCUUCACUAAUGCCGGACCCGAUCGGUCGGAGUCUGGUAUCACGGGAUGGGUCCCGAGGAUCUGGGUCAAGAUUUACUGAGGAUAUGUGAAGGGAUGGAUCUUUUUUUUCAUCUUUUCUUUUUGGACAUAGCCUUUUACCAUCUUGUACCCACAUCAAGCCAUCCAUUUUUUCUUCUUCUGCAAUCAUUUUUGUUAAACCUUGACCUUCAUUGGAUAUGAUAUCAACCUUCUUUUUGACCUUUUUUUCUUCUUUUAUCCAAAAG
Molecule: messenger RNA, 2174 nt
Organism: Neurospora tetraspora
Lineage: Eukaryota; Fungi; Ascomycota; Sordariomycetes; Sordariales; Sordariaceae
Exons: 2
Coding region: 168-2000 (610 amino acids)
Source: RefSeq, a predicted model, not a curated record